Messenger RNA from Funneliformis mosseae, 186 nucleotides. The record is from the annotation of a GenBank genome assembly. NCBI's taxonomy places the organism in Eukaryota, Fungi, Glomeromycota, Glomeromycetes, Glomerales, Glomeraceae.
AUGAAUAACGAGAGGAUUGCAAAACGUUUUGAAGCUGAAAUUAUGCGUGAAAUUAGAGCAGAAAUGCUAGAAACGAAUAAGAUAAAAAAAUUUAAUACCGUACUGUUAAUAAUGAUAUUGAUAUUACUUCGUAUUCUAUAUUAUGAAGAGAUUACGGAUUUCCUUAAAAAAAUCUUCAAUAAUUAG